AUGUUAACGCCAACCCAAAGGAUUACCGCCGAAAGCCAUCUAGCCGCCGCACGCCCCGCGCCCACGCGGACGCCCACCCAGCCUCACCCGGAGGAGGGGGGACAGGAGAGCGGGGGACUCCGGACGUCGGAGGAGGUGCGAGGGGCAGAGGGAAGUCGAGGGAGGAGUCCUCCCAACCCCCACCCGAGACUGGGAUCACCCCGAGUGCCCUCCCCACACCGCCCCGCUGCGGGGGCCGCCGGUGGAAAUCCCCCGCGCGGCCGGUCCGCGGGAAGUUCUCCGGGGCCACCUCGGCGCCCCAGGGCUGCGCCACCCCCUUCGCCGAGCCGUGGCACCCCGAGGGGCGCGGGCAGGUCGGGCGCCCAGCCCGGAAGCCCGCGAGCCCGCGCCGCCGGCCGCUCGGAGCUGGGGCCAGCCCGGGGCAUCCCCGCCGAGCGCAGACGGCCGGGGGAUGGCGGCGAUGACCGGCGUCCAGGUCGCUCGGGUCCCGGCCGCUCGGGUCAAGUGCGGCGCUGCUGUCCCCUGCCAGCCGACCCGUCCCGGGACCCGCGAGGCCGGGACCCCCGUGGGACCCCCGCCGCGCGCCCCGUGCCCGCGACCCCGCCCGGGACCCACGCACCCCCGGACGCCCCACUCCGGCCCUCCGCGCCCCGGGAGGCUCCACGGGGGUCCGUGGCCUCCCCAUCACCCCCGCCGCCGCCGCCUCGGCGUCCCCAGAGGCCGGCCGCACGCCCCUCGCGUCCCCUCGCGACCUGCGGCCGCACCUGUGCCCGCCGCCGCCGCCGCCGCCGCCGCUCGCCCGCCGCCUUCGCUGUGCCGGCGCCGCUCCGAACCCCACACACAUCGCUACACACAGCCUCUGACGUCACCCGGCCUCGGCCCGCCCACGUCACUGCGGAGACACGGCUUCCCGCAGACGCCGCCGCCGUCUCCGGCCGCCCGGGGGACAGCGAGGGCGGCGGGCGGGGGAGGGGAGGGGACGAAGCCGGCGGCGCCGCGCGGCCCCGCGCCAGCCAGCCCUCGGGCGCGCGCGCCGUCUGGCCUAUUGUGGCUGCUCGCGGGCUGCGCGCUCCGGGCCGCGCGCCCCCGCCCCUCCGGCCCCCGCCGCGCACGCGCGCGCGCCCGUCUCCCCUCCUUCCCCCCCCGCCCCGCUCCCCUCCCCGCCGCGCGCGUGCCCCGCGCGGCUGGCCCGGCGCGCCGUCUGGGCGGCUGGCGCACGGCGCUGUCUGCGGUGCCCGGCGCAGACAGGAUGUUCCCUGGGCCCCACCCCCGCCGCCCUCCUUCCUUCCCCGAGUCGCCCAGCCGGCUGUCUGGGGCCGCCCCGCCACGCCCGCCGCCGUGUGGAGACGGGCCAGCCCCGGGGGCGCCCUGGCCGCUGGGGCCGCCGCGCGGCCGGGGGCGGGCGGGGUGGGGAGGGAGGGCGAGCGGGGAGAGGGGGCAGGGCGCGGCGGGCUGCACCGGGCGCGACCCGGGCAGCUGGCCGCGCCCGAGGUCAGCCUCGGCCACCACCCCCACCCCACCCCCGCGGCCGCAGCUGGCCGCCCGGCCCCGCCCCGGAGGUGGCUGCGGGCGGCUCCCCGCCGCGCCCCCCGGGGUGAGCCCGCCCGCCCGCCCGCCGCGCAGACGCCCCCGCCCGGAGGCGGCGACCCCGCGCCGCCCCUCCUCCCCCGCCGGCCGGCCGGCUGGCGCGCAGACGGCGCGGGGCCCCUCGCCCCCGCGGGGCCUCCCGCCGCGGCCGCCCUGCCAGCUGCCGGCGCUGAGCCCCGCCUGGGCGCGCUGGGGUGGCCUCGGCCGGCCGCCAUCGCCGGGGAGGCCGCUGCUUCCGCAGCGCCGGGGCAGACCCUGCGGCCCCCCUGCCCUCGCCCCCCUAAGUGA
This is a messenger RNA of Peromyscus leucopus (white-footed mouse), 1875 nucleotides long. Its product is annotated as basic proline-rich protein-like. The coding region runs from base 1 to 1875 and encodes 624 amino acids. The transcript has 2 exons. Lineage: Eukaryota; Metazoa; Chordata; Mammalia; Rodentia; Cricetidae. The record is from RefSeq and is a predicted model, not a curated record.